Molecule: messenger RNA, 770 nt
Organism: Mercenaria mercenaria
Lineage: Eukaryota; Metazoa; Mollusca; Bivalvia; Venerida; Veneridae
Product: EEF1A lysine methyltransferase 4-like
Exons: 4
Coding region: 28-762 (244 amino acids)
Source: RefSeq, a predicted model, not a curated record
AAAAUUGCCUUCCUUUCGGGAAAUGAGAUGGAGCUCCCAGCCAACAAUGCGGAUUACCGGGAACAAGACUAUUGGGAUACAAGGUACCAGACUGAAGAAAAAUAUGACUGGUUCUCAGCUUAUUCAUCUUUUCGCAAUCUCCUCAAAAAUGACAUAAAGUCUGAAGACAAAAUUCUUAUGUUAGGUUGUGGUAACAGUACUUUGAGUGAGGAGAUGUACAAAGAUGGCUUCAAACACAUCACGAACAUUGACUUCUCCCCUGUUGUAAUACAAAAAAUGGCCGACAAACAUUCAGAUUUACAAGAAAUGUCAUGGCUUGUUAUGGAUAUUUGUGAUCUCAGAUUUGAACCUUGUUCUUACGAUAUUGUACUUGAGAAAGGCACUCUUGAUGCACUGAUGGUACAUGAAAAAGAUCCCUGGGACACAUCAGUGGAGACUUUACAAAAAAUUGACAGCAUUUUACAACAGGUGACCAGUAUUUUAAAGCCAGGAGGAAAAUUUAUCUCAAUAACAUUUGCUCAGCCUCAUUUUAGAAAGCCUUUGUAUGCCUGUGAUAAAUAUAACUGGGACGUGAAUGUCUCAACAUUUGGAAACUCAUUCCAUUUCUUUUACUUUGUGAUGGAAAAAGGGAAGCAACUCAGUGAAAAAGACAGGAUAAAUGAAAAGGAAAGACAAAAAAGAAAACAGGAGAGAAGUUGUGAGAAAAUAGUGUAUUUAAAAUGUGAUGAUGAAGAAGAAUUUUUAUUUGGAAUAGAUUUAUGAUGUCAGAA